This is a messenger RNA of Tilletiopsis washingtonensis, 932 nucleotides long. RefSeq lists its product as hypothetical. Bases 106 to 867 code for a protein of 253 amino acids. Lineage: Eukaryota; Fungi; Basidiomycota; Exobasidiomycetes; Entylomatales. The record is from RefSeq and is a predicted model, not a curated record. The transcript has a single exon.
UCUCGCCCUCGCCACCACGUCCGCAUCGCCAUGCGCGACUAGCCGCUGGGCGUGCCUCAUCUCAGGUACACGGCGCUAGCAUGCACCGGGUGCGGGCAGCGCAGCAUGCGGAUGCUCACGGCGAUGGCUGCGGUGCUGCCUGACGCUGAGCCCUCAGACUCGCAACCCACGCCUGCUCUUGCCCUUGACGCAGACGCACGCCCACCGCUGCGCCCGGGCUGCGUCCUGCCUGCUGCUGCUGCGGCAAAAGGGCGCAGGCUGCGCGGAGCAGCGGCUCGGCGUGCACGGCGAGCGGCGGCUUGCGCGGUGGCGAGGCGCAUCCGGCCAUGCUGUGCUGCGCCGCGGCCGCAGCAGCCGCCUCGAUGCGCGCGACGCUCUGCAGCUGGAUGCUGCUGCACGGGCGAUCCUCCCUGCUCUCUCGGCCUCCUCGCUGCACCCGCGGCGCAGCAGCGUCCAGCAGCGGUAGCAGCGGUGGGCCCCUUGGCAGGCAGAGCAUGCAGGCAAGAGCCCGACGGCGCACGGCGGAGGGAUGCGCUGCUGUGCGGUGCCUCAGGGGGGCGCGAAGAGACGCUAGCGCGGCGUCCUUGCUUGCCCUCCUUCGCGCUGGUGCUGGCGGCGACGCGUGCCUCAGGCGCAGGGCGCAGGGCGCAGGGAGCUCCCUCGCAUCCGCCAGCCGCCAGCCGCCAGCCGCCGCCUCUGCUCCUUCAUCCCGGCCGCAGCGGGCGCGAGCUUCCCGAUGGCUGGGCGCAGGGCAAGCGGCGGCUGCGGUGCAGCACGGGCACUGCGACACAGCGUCGACGCCGCGGCCUGCCAACCUCGUGUGCAAACAAGCGGCGCCGGCGUGUUGCAGCGCCAUGCACAGCCUAAGGUCGCGCGCUCGCCCCCUCCCAGACCUGCGCUCUCCUCGCACCGGCGCGCGAGACAGUCCAACG